UGGCAGGGAGUCGGUGGAAUGGUUCGUUGGCCAGUAUGUGAAUGUAGGUGAAAAGCAAACGGCCAGAAACGUCAGUUCUCAAUUGACAUUUGCCUGUUUUACUCUGUGUUUCCAUUUACUUCUGACGUUUUGAGGUUUGCUAUUGACGUUUUCUACGGUCAUCGCCGUGCCCAUUGCGUCCAUCAUUUGCGCGAGUUGUAUGUAUUGCUUUGUGAGCCGAGCCAAGCUGCGCUGUUUUGUUUAUUCCAGAUUUUCCUGCUGUUGACCUUUGCUGGCUUCACGCGCUGGUACUAUAAAGUUCAUAAACAAAAACAAAACCAACAAAAUGUGUUCAAUUAAACUCGUGCUACAAAUUUUACUAAUCUGCGUUGCCUUAAGUGGCACGGCAUUGGCUAUAAAUUGUUAUGUCUGCGACGCCUCCGACACCAAAACACCGUUCCAGUGUGGUGAAUGGUUCGAACGUUUCGACGAUCCCGACAUUCAGCCACAGAACUGUUCCAAUGUUCACGAGGCGAAGUACUGUAUUAAGCACAUUGGACGUUACGAGGGUGGCAUCGGUGCGAAACGCUUCUGCUCUUCCAAGGAUUUGGGCAACUACUGUGAUUAUGUGAAGAACAAAGGUGAUCGCAUGGAUUAUCGCUCCUGCAUCUUUACCUGCGACACCGAUGGCUGCAAUGCAGCGGGUAGCAUGAGGCCGUGGUUAGCUGUUAUUGUUGGGUCCUUACUUUUGGCCAAAUUUUGGCGUUGCUGAGUAAGGUGGCGCUACGCUAUGCGCAUGUGUAACUCGAAAUUUUUAGUUUUAAGCUUCAAAGUUCCAUUUCUCUGUAAUUAGCUAUUAUAUAAUUAAUUUUUGGUCUGUAAAAGAGUGCCUUCUAUUUUUCAAGUCUUACGUACAAGUAGUUUACAGUAAAUAAAAAUAUAUACUAAAAUUUGUUUUAAAAUAAA
Bactrocera dorsalis (oriental fruit fly) is the source of this 945-nucleotide messenger RNA. RefSeq lists its product as uncharacterized. Bases 326 to 751 code for a protein of 141 amino acids. The transcript has 2 exons. The record is from RefSeq and is a predicted model, not a curated record. Gene Ontology annotation, biological process: regulation of synaptic transmission, cholinergic; sleep; positive regulation of voltage-gated potassium channel activity. Lineage: Eukaryota; Metazoa; Arthropoda; Insecta; Diptera; Tephritidae.